Megachile rotundata (alfalfa leafcutting bee) is the source of this 7016-nucleotide messenger RNA. RefSeq lists its product as uncharacterized. The record is from RefSeq and is a predicted model, not a curated record. NCBI's taxonomy places the organism in Eukaryota, Metazoa, Arthropoda, Insecta, Hymenoptera, Megachilidae.
ACGUGAACGGGGUCUGGUCAGCGCCGCGACGCUCGACGCCUCGUGCACGCUCAGUGUUAGGCUGUCGGUCGCGUGGCGAAGCUGAGCGUCGGUCUGCUCGAGUCUCCGUUCGAGGACACGUGUUUGAUCGCGUACGCGCGCGCUUCGAUCGGUGUCCGGGCUCGAUCCAAGGGGUUCGAAGGAGGAACCGCGUUGUCCAGGGUCGAAGAUAGUCGGCCGUGAAUAUUUCAACGGGACGUUCUAUCGAUCUAACGCGCAAACGGAACACGUGGCUCGCGCGAUUCGAUCUCGUUUCGCCUCGAUUCUCUCCUUUUUCUCGCAUCCGGCAGCCACGCAGCGCUCGAGUCAUCAGCAGGUAGCAUCCGUGCUCGUUGUGACGUUACUUGUUGUUGUUGCAAAGUGUUCGUGGACAAACAAAGGAGACCGUGCUUUCUGUGUGUGCGUGUGUGCAUUGUUUCUUGUCCGUAUCCGUGGAUUCUUAUGCGUGUGGGGUUAUAUUGUGCCGGGACAUUGUUUCACGGUGUCUACCUUGACUCCGCUCUUGUUUUCGAACACCUCCGUUUACGGACUGACGGAUCCGAGCACUUCUUUCUCCCUCGUCGAAUCCUCUCGAUUUAUCGUUGUGUUUCACCGAGUAUCCUCGAUUCGUCGAUUAACCACCUAGGAUUUCGAGACUGUGGAUAUUUUUACGCUUCGCUCUAUUUUUUUGUAGUUUUAGAGUCCCAGCUGACUAAUACGAACAUUGUUAUGCAGUGCUGUCCGGUGAACAACGUUUCCGUUCGGUCCGGGAGGAUGUCUCGCGUAGGCAGAUUCUAUCGUUUCAUGUUCAGAGGCGACUAUCAAAGUCUCGACGGAUGAUUUCUUGUUUACGGAGGUGGACAAUAAAGUGGACAGCACUGCUUUGUUGUAUAACUACGAUACGCCUGCACAGCAAGUAGCACGACAACGAAGUCACUUCGGUCACGUAGCCAGAACUGAACAAAACCAAGGCUCUUCCCGCUCUUAUAGAUCCGUGCAACUCUUUAGGGCAAUCAUUUUAUACGACUUCGUAACGAGACGAAGCGAUUAACCUCUUCGCAGAUAAUUCGAUGAUCAAGUUGCCGUAAUUAUUGCACAUUUUCAAUUAUUAGUCAUGCGAGUCCUAAAAGAAUUUAUAACGUAGAAAGACAACAGGUUUCUUAAACUCGAAUCAGAUUUAAUAAUUUCACGAAACAAGUUCGUAGGGCAACUUGAUGAGCAGGCCCGUCCUACGCCAUAACCGUUCAUUGUGCUUGAUGUUAGCUUUCCAUGUGUCGAUUUGUGCAUGAUACCCGGUACUUUUCGCCGGCGAACGAACGAGAGCGAAAGGGUCAUCCGUUUCGAAACGUCGCGGUUUUCUUUUCUAUUUUUUGAAAGCGAAGCGUCCGGUCGAUAGUUUAGCAGGAAGACACGGUUCGGUUUGCAGGGGUCAAAUGUGACCGACAGGCCAAGUGUCGUAACGCGGGACGUCGAGUGACUGCCUGUCCGAAUUUUGCCGGGCGAAAUUGCAGAAAAAAGUACGCUAUUCCUGAACGGUGUUCAUUAAUUCUUGUUUACGUCGAAUAUCGGUUAGACGCGUCGUGAACUAGUUCACGAUUCUUGCUUUUCGCGUUGAUGCUUGGCUGCGAUACAGCUAGUCGCCGGUGUCAAAAACGUUUGUCUAGAAAUAUCCGUGAGAAUAAUGCGUGUUUUCGAACUACCCGUGUUCGCGGACUGACGGAAAAUCACAAAGGAACAUCUUUGUUUUCGUGGAAAAUUAUUUAGUAACAAAGUGUUGGGUUGUCGUUGACGAAAUGACCGAUUUGUCAGCCUUCUACGUUGAUCAAGGCACGACGUGGAUCGCUACUCGAGAGUAUUUCCGCUCUUCGUUUAGCAGCAAAGUAUCUUCGUUGAAAUGUGCAGAUUAAUUUGUUGUUGUAAUUACUAACUGGCUACCCUAUAUCGAGUACCAAGAACUGUACGUAGUUGCAUCACCUGGCAUUACAUUCGCCAAACACACGAAUCAAGUACGAAGCAUACAAAAUAUACAAAACACAUUAUAUAUUCAUCAACCUCGGAUAUUCAUCAGUUACACAGCCCAAGCGUUAUUUUACCGUUUCCGUUACGAAAUCGUGUCGGAAUUUCUGCAUAUCAAAACAGUCCAUUCGAUACGCGGCAACCUGAUAAACGAGUAAAUAGCACGUGACGGCUCAUUUGUCGAGUAUGGCAGAAGACGCAGCAGGUGCGUCGGCAGAUCUUCGAGAUAGAUUCGGACGCGAUCGACCAGUUGGCGUUUUACCUGCUGCGCCACAAACGUUAUCGUGACAAGACAGUCCUUGCGGCUACGGCAGAUCAAUCGAGAGACUCCCUGGUUAAAGUCAGUGUCGUCGUGUCUCGCAAACAGUCCUCGCGGCGAGAAGGUCAAGUCUCGUGACUCUAUUCUUGCUUCGCUCGCGUGAAUAGUCGUGAUUUUCGCGAUAGAGAACUACGUCGAACACGAGCGUGUAUCGGAAGGUAAACGAAGAUUCGCGAUGCUCGCGUGACACGCGACUGUCAUUUCCAAGGUACAAUUAUAAUUCCGAACCUUGAAACCUGCGGCGGGGUAAAUCGAGCGCGAUCGGAUCAUCCUCGUGCUACCGUUCAAUUCUGAAUCGUGUUUUCGAUGUCGUUUCGAUGUCGUUUCGAUCGAUCGAUGUCGAUUAGCUUCGCGAGCUGACAGUAAUUUGUCAGCGAAUCGAAGGAAAAGUAAAGCGGUCAUAGAAAAGUUGAUCGAUUAACUUGGAACGGAUAAAGGAUCAGUGCAAGUACAUCGCAAGUUGAGCGACGGGAUUCGAAAUUUUGAUAAGUAUACACUGUGGGAAAUUAGAAAAGCAUUUAUGCGUCGAACGGGUUUAAAAUUUGAUACGAUCCGUCUGUAACUCCUUACGUUUCGGGACUCUAGGGGCUUUCCGAAGAAAUUGGAAAUUCGAAACAUCGGCGUAAGUAGAGUUUUCGGAGUAGGCCCUGUAGCUUCAUCGACGCUCUGAACUAUCCAGACACGACCAACUGGUUUUAAAGCACUUUCAAAAUUUCGAAGUAUACGACGAUCUCGACGCUGGCAAAGGCGUUCGCAAGAUGUUAGCCCGAAAGCGCUCGUUAAAUGAUCGUUCGAGAGUUAGCUCUCGAAGAGGCCAGCAAACCGUAGACUCGAGACGGUUUCGACACUUGGCGCGCUGGCAAACGAAUCGUUCCGGGUCUUCCGAGAGCAGCCAGGUCCUUGCCGCGCACAGAACGAACCCCUAACAAACGAAUAACUCGCUCGAGCGCGCCAGGAUACAUCGUUCCCUCCUAAACACGCGUCUCUCCCCAACAACCCUGUUCUCUCCCUCGCGGACCAAGUGACGACAGAGUUCUGAUCGCAAGUGCGGCCAUCGAUUCCACAGACGAAGCUCGAUUCCGGCACGCGAUCGAGAAACGUAGCUGACCGCGGAGAUUCGAAACGAACCGGAAACGAACCGGAAACGAACCGGAAACGAAACGGAAAAUUAAGAUAAGGGAAAGAAAGAAAAAAUAGCAGGUAGCUAGGGACGCUUUCGUGGUCGUCGAGCACCGUCGCAACCACCACCACCGGCGCUCUGUGCAAGCCAGACAGAAUCUUUGUAGAUUUGUCGAACUAAAAGAAAUAACGCGGGGGUUGAACAACCCUUUUAAACGACAACACACGACACGCGUCGAACACGUCGACGGUCCAGCUAGGCACACUCACGGUCAGUCAUGAAUCUUAUGUUCCGCAAGAACUUCGGCGGCGAGAAGGGACUCGGUGGUGGUGGCGGAGGAGGAGGAGGAGGUGGCGGAUUGGAGGGUCGCACGACCCUCGGGAACACGUACGGGCCGGCUACAUUGGGGUACACGGGUACGCGGUUCGGCGUGGUGCGCGGCGCCGGCCAGUCGGCCGUCGGGACGCGCGCACCCAUCCGACGCAGCAAAGAGUUCGGCUACUUCCCCUCGAUGGCGGAUCACGAGCACCAGGGCUACGGCUACCGGACUCACUUGUUCCUCACGCCACCGACAGGCGGCGCCCUUGGCUCACCGCCGGAUGAACCCACCGAGAGAUUGGGCCCGCCGCCCAGGAAGAACUCCGGGCCUCACGUGAUCAAGUGGGGCGCGCAGCAAAGGCGGAAGCAGAUCUUGCAGAAGGAGACUUCCGAAUCGCCGACGCCGACCGCCUCCAGACAGGUAUCCUUCAGUGGUAACCGGACAUCCGGCGCAUACACGCCCCUCGUGGUUUCCGGGAACAGUCCACCGCGAAGCGAACCGAUCUCCCUGGCCACUUUGGACCGCGACUGUUUCAUCAUUCCCCUUGCUUCUCUCGAACGUUUUCUACCCGCUGGAGUACCGCUUUGUUUCGACUCGUUGCAGCACGCUCCGAUCGCAGACAAAAAGAGGCCAGGAAGUCCUCUUUCGGUUCUCGAGGUGGAAGAUCCGAAACAAUGUGUACUGGCACAUUUCAUGACACCUCUGGAGCCACUGGAUCCUCUGAUCGAAUCUCCGGUUUCUCGUCCGCUGGUUUUGCAACGAGAUACCGCGGCCGAAUUGGUGGCCGAGAUAGCACCUUCUGCUUCACAGAGCAUUCUACUCACGAACAUGGAGAAAAACGCGGAUUUUCCGUUCAUCACUUACUAUCUAAUAAACAAGCAGAACACGGAUCCCGUGGACUUUUACAACGAGGUGCAAUGCGCUGCCCUGAGGAAGUUCGAUCCUCGCGAUCUUCGAUACGCGGCUAGUCAUACGUUGGAUCUGUUCAAUGAGGUAGCGACAAUAGCGAGGCCACCGCUGGAACCACCCGGUGUAAGACCACCGAUUCCGUCCACCGGCUACAUCGUCUCGAUUUUCAAGGUCUUCGAGGGCGACGAUGGCCUCAAGUUCGAGCAGAACUGGCUCUACUGGACCGGUGCCCGCAUGAUAUACAGAUACCUGCCGAAAUCGGUGGGUUUGAGACGCAUCACCCUGCACAAGUCCAUGUCGCAGGGUGACAAGAUGUACCUACUCAUCUGCGAGUGUUCGCAGCUGCAAGACAAUCUCUCAGCGGCGGCCAUAUUGUUGCCAGCGCUACGAGCCCGAUUAUGCGGAUACACGGGUCUCUAUAGACCCUCGGUAUGUUUCUGAUUCCUCAAGAAACGCUGACAACGCGUUACCGAUGCCGGACUACAAUCAAGCAGGGCUACUCUGUGAAAGCGAGUCGUCGCGACUUGGAAUGGCUGUUGACUCUUCGGUGCCAUUACUCUGAUAAGGGUGUAAUCUUGAGUACACCGAGAGAAGAGGAAGAGAUAAUCUUGGUGGAAGGAAAGAAUCUUGUUAGGGCUCGUAUCGCUCAGUAAAAGUAGCUCGCAAUACUGGUAGUUUUGAACGACAUGCUUUAUCAACAAUUUCUCCGGUUUUAUAAAGUCACUUGUAUUUUUGCAUACGAGUUCUACGAGCCGUGUAACGCGUCGCUUACGAUCUUAUCGGGCUCUUACUGCCGAACUUUCAUACGAAUGUAGCAAUUUUGCGAAACGAGCCCGUCACAUUGGCGUAACUAGGUAUAGGGACUUGGCGCCCUUCACAAUUCUUUAUCUUCGUUUCUGCGAGGAUAUAGCUCGCAGAUAUAGAACACACUGCGAUCUAACAUUCGGUGAUAUGCUUGUAGAACGCAUAAAAUUAUAAAACGUGGAAAUUUUGUAGCUGAUGAACGCGUGGCAAUAAAAAAUUGAUGCGUCUUGAAUAAAAAUCCUAGUUACGCCAGUGACUAUGUGGUCUGCUGUUCAGUAUGUUAUCAGAAAAUCGAAUGCGUAUCGUACGUCGUAAUCUCUAAACGAAGUCGUAAUGGAAACACCUUCGUAUACGCUUUAGGGAUAUCUUGAUGAAAAAUCUGUACGCUUCGGGUUGCACGCCCGUCUAGUUACGUCUCUCUGGCCUGUUUGUAUUUUUCGACUUUACAUACAUAUUUCAUCCAGCCUUAAGGCAAAAGCGUAACUGGCCGCUCGAUACAAUCGGGACGACCCUUGCAUGUACAUACCAUUAGGGACACGCGAGACACUUUUAUUACUAUCGACGACUAUCGAUUAAAUCGCUAACUACAUAUCAUAUACUCGAUAAACUGUGAUAUUCGAACGAUUACCGCAUAUAUCACACAACGAACGCGAAUAUUCGCGACGAAAUACUUCGAGAUCGGUUUGGCGAACGAUCCUCGACGCGAUGUCGAGGAUGCUCCGUAAACGUAAUCCUUCGGAUCUUUUAUUAAUUGCAUUCACACGUUUGAUAUUACAUAUCUCUGCCUGAAUUUAUCGAUAUUUGCGGGAUUUGAUCGCGAUGCAGAAGGAUGAUGGAUAAAGUGUCAUUUUGAAACUGCAACGAUAUAAAAAUUCUCAUUGAAGUUUGAAAUUCAUACUUUAUUCUACGGCGAAGUUUAAAUGGUAGAUCUCCCAAUUUUUUCUGGGGGGAAUUGGCUUCUCGUUGUAUGGCCUUUGACGAGGAAACAUCGUUGCUGUUCUUGAAAUUCCAGAUGAGCGGGAUGUUGCUCAACAGGCCAUAUAGCGAGAGUGCACCGUAGAUAAAUGGUCGAGAAGAUACGGGGAAAGCUUAAUCAGAUUUUUCUUAGGUGCCCGUAGAAAUUUUAGAGAGAGGACGAGUAGAGUGAAUUGGCAUUGUAGUACAAAAAAUAAAAAAAAGGAAGCAAACAGAAAUAAAAUCCGUAUAGUCAAUAUACGCUUGUUGCAUACAGACAAUAGUUAGAACGAUUGCGCAGGCGCGAUCGGUAACGUAGAUUUAUAAGAUAUCGACGGCGUAUACUUGUAAAAAUACGUCCCUUCAUACUCGCUGAAACAAAAUCGUGGAACAAGAUGCUCUUAACUAUAAGACGACAAGAAACAAAUAAAAAAGAACUUGCGAUUUUACUGUGAUUCCACGUGUAUCGCAACAAAAACGAUACACGUCGUUACAUACGUGCGCGAUUGAACGCGGUGACUGCGUGAAUUCGAUACGUGAGGUGUGAUUGAUUUAUU